Molecule: messenger RNA, 506 nt
Organism: Lasiosphaeria miniovina
Lineage: Eukaryota; Fungi; Ascomycota; Sordariomycetes; Sordariales; Lasiosphaeriaceae
Exons: 2
Coding region: 147-449 (100 amino acids)
Source: RefSeq, a predicted model, not a curated record
UUUGAAGAACUCUCUGUUGCUCCCAGAGACCAGGGGGGCCAUGUUGCUGCUAAGGAGAACGGUGGAAAAGUCCACGGAGAUGUUCAGGACUCCGGCAAUGGGUAAAUCAAAAGUGCACAUCCAAGAGCCUGGUGAUUCAACUGGAGAUGAAAGUCCUGAGUUUGCGAAUGUUUUUUUUUUCUACAGUUGUUGUCAAUUCGGUUGGAGAGGCUCAAGCUGUUGAGGCGUCUGAGGAGACUGAAGCGGUUGAGGAAGUCGAGGGGGAUGAGUUGGGGUGGUACUUUGACCUUGCCUCUUACCUGAGAGAGAGAGAUAGUGCCUGUCAACUUACCCGCCCACCAUCAUCAAGCGAGAAUGCGAGGGCGUCAUUCUGCGGAAACUAUCGGGGCCUUCUGCGCUUGGAAGCGAUAUCCACGUGGGCAUUGGGAGGGCGAACAGCUCACCUCUGACCCCAUCUAUCGCAAACAGUAGCGUUUAGUUUCAGGUAUAGAUGAGAGAUGAUGGAU